AUGGAGGACUCCGCAACCGCCAUGGAGACGGAAUCACACACAGCGCCAGAUAGCGAAUUUGCGCAUUCGCCCUGGGUUGAGCUCGGCACUUUUACUUCCCCCCACAACUCGCCGCCGAUGCCAGAAUAUAGCGGGUUUGACUAUGGUCAUUCACCGCUAAUGGCCGUCGACGCCACCUACGGCAUGUCUAUACCGCCGCCCUAUGCCUCGAUGCCUCUCCCAAUGCCGUCGCAUUCCUGGCCAAGCAUGCUUACACACCAAUCUGCCUUUCACGAGUCGGGAUUGCCUCCCGUUUCGGUCCCAACCUCGGUUUCGCCCUCGGCGCCUACGCCUCCAAUUCGGAAGACUUCGACCGGGGGCACAACGCCGCGCAGGACGCUUACCGAUGAGGAUAGGCGACAGAUGUGUUUAUACCAUGAGGAGAAUAAGCAGGCCAAACAAACUGAUAUUGGAGCACUCUUUGGAGUGGAAAGAAGUACUGUUUCCAAGGUCCUCCGCCAGAAAGAAAAAUACCUCAACCCCGAUGACGGAAGUCGCUCGCCCAUCAAACGGGCCAAGGGCCGAGUCCCCGAUAUCGAAAAGGCGCUAUCAAAUUGGGCACGAAACUACCAACGCCAGGGCUUCCCUCUCAACGACGAAAUGAUCAAGGAGAAGGCGCGCUUUUUCGCAAGCACCUGCGGGUGUCCCGAGGGCAAGGAGAAAGUGCUGACCGCGAGCUGGCUGGAGAAAUUCAAGCAGAAGAAUAGCUUGCUUGGCGCAAAGUCCCGAAGGGGCUCUGGAGAUCGAAAGGGUGUGCGCAGCAACUCGAACAGUCCAACUCGCAUCAACACCGAUUCGGCAAAUGAAUCGACUAUUCACAGUCCCACGGGGCGCUCGCCUAUAUCUCCUAAUGGCUUUGGCUCACCCAUCUCUCCUACGGGUAGCCACGAGGGCAUGAAGCAGGAGGGGGCUGAUGAGCUUCCCGAGUUGACAGGAGGCUGCCAACAUGGUUACUCGAAGAAUACUACGGCGUUGGAUACGACUUCCUGUUCUGUCGGAAUGACCAGCCCGACUUCUACACUCGUAUCCGACAGCCCCUUUACUCCAACAAGCCAACAUCGUCUUCCAACCUCCGGUCCCAACAUGAAUCGCCCUCGCAGCCAGACAUUCCCCCUCGUCCCAAUUGACCCCAGUCUCUUGACCGCCGACGACUCCCAGUGCGGUAAGACCGAGCAUCACAUGGGCGUGACUAUCCUGGAAUCUCCAUUAGAAAUGGACGAGCACGAAACCCACAUCGCCAUCAAGGGCACAGAUCCAUCCAAGAUGAUCAAGCGCAACCGCAGCAACCCGGAGAUCAAGACUGAAUCGAUGCAGCCACCCCCUACAGUCUCCAAGUCAACUAAUGUGUCCCCGAUCAGCGCUCCUGGAUCCCCGACACAGGAUGAGGCGAGACGGGCCUUGGAGCUCGUUAUGAAUUACUUCCAGCACCAGCCGGCCGGACUCGCUGCACAGGAGUACGUGACUAUCGGUAAGCUGAUGGAGCGCCUCGAGCUGGCUAAGAACCAGCAGGGUCCUCUUCUGGGUGGUUUGACAAGAAUCGAUGAGCAUGAUGACGUUCCUCGUGUCACCAAGAAACGGAGCAUCCAAAAUAUUGGGUGA
Molecule: messenger RNA, 1638 nt
Organism: Penicillium subrubescens
Lineage: Eukaryota; Fungi; Ascomycota; Eurotiomycetes; Eurotiales; Aspergillaceae
Exons: 3
Coding region: 1-1638 (545 amino acids)
Cellular component (GO): nucleus
Molecular function (GO): DNA binding
Source: RefSeq, a predicted model, not a curated record